Porites lobata is the source of this 2435-nucleotide messenger RNA. NCBI's taxonomy places the organism in Eukaryota, Metazoa, Cnidaria, Anthozoa, Scleractinia, Poritidae. The record is from the annotation of a GenBank genome assembly.
GCGUCCGCGUUCUCUCUAUUUAAGGAUUAUUUCGACAAGAAGUUGGGCGCCUUGAAGCGCGAUAUUCAAGACGAGUCGUGCAGUAAUACCGAUUCUGUGGCCAAAAAGCUUAAAGAAGAAUGAAAGAUCACGUUUAGAUUCGAAGGUAAUAAGAAACAGUUUCAAUUCGACUCCGACCUUGCAGAGAAGGUGAAGUCGGCGUCAGUUGCUCUCGGGAAGAGAAAAUUAAACCUUGUUAAAACUCACCUGGAAGUACUAGACUCUGACAUCAAGAAGCGCAACAGACUGAUCAGACUGGCAGACAAGUCCGCCGCCGGUUGGGAUUUGGUGAACGAGUAUUUAUCAGACGAGCUGGCUAGCGGGUCAGAGGACGAAAAGCGUAUCCGCCGUGCCGAGCAGAGGGCCCUUCGUAAACGCAACCAACGCCAACAGAAAGCGAAGCCAUCCAAGCAAGGUUAUUCACAACUCCAAUCAUCUACCGCAACCACCGCGUUUGCUGGCCAACAUUCAUCAUCCUCCAGACCUAUUUCUCGUACUUUUGGCGCUUUCAGCAAACCAAGACCAAGUGAUAUUUGUUUCGCCUGCGGCCAGCAAGGUCAUUGGAGAUCUCAGUGUCAAGUUAAUUCUCAAGCCAGAUCUUUAAGCUCGGGGCCGUCCUUUCCUAGUUCUUCUGGUCUUUCGGGCAUUGGAGGUAAAUAGGACCACAGAAUUAAAAACUUGUUCUCCAAGGUUAGAUAUUAGCUUUACUCAAUUUAUUAGACAUGUAUCCUUCUUAUUUGGAGUAUUUCAGGGAAAGGGACUCUAGUUCAUUAGUCGAUUUCGAUUAUGAUCGCAAUCUAUUUGAAUUUGAACAGAAUUCCGCAUUGCCAGUACUUAAGGGUAGACUUAGGUCCUGUUUAAGUUAUUGGCACACUAUUGGUGCCAAUAGUUUUGUUAUCGAUACUAUUAAAUUCGGUUAUCGGAUCCCAUUCAUUAGCACACCUUGUCAGGCGCGUUUUUCUAACAAUCAGUCAGCUCUUAAUAAUGCGUCUUUCGUGGAGUCGGCUAUCGCUGAAUUAGUCCACACUCACGCCGUCGUUGAGGUGCCCUUUAUUCCACAUGUCGUUAAUCCGCUCUCUGUCUCGAUGCAGUCUUCAGGCAAGAAGAGGCUUAUUCAGGACUUACGUCAUGUCAAUCAUUUCGUUUGGAAACAGAAGUUUAGGUGUGAAGAUUGGAGAGUUUUAUUAUCAUAUGUUAAUAACGGCGAUUACCUUUUCAGUUUCGAUCUCAAGUCUGGAUAUCACCAUAUCGAUAUUUUUCCGGAUCACCAAACUUUUCUGGGUUUCUCCUGGGUUUUUUCUGGUACCGUUCGGUAUUUUUGUUUUGCAUCACUUCCGUUCGGUCUAAGCUCAGCCCCAUACGUCUUUACCGAGUGUCUCAGACCACUCGUUAAGUUUUGGAGGUCUAACGGGAUUAAAAUUGUUGUGUUCCUCGACGAUGGGUGCCGAAAAGGGGAUUCACUGCCUAUGGCCAAGGAAAAUUCAUUGUUUGUGCAAUCAUCCUUAAGCAGUGCGGGGUUUGUUGCCAACUCCGCCAAAUCGCUAUGGAACCCCACUCAGGUGCUUCUUUGGUUGGGUUUAAACUGGGACUUAGUUAUCGGUACCAUUUCUAUUACCGAUAGACGUAUUUGCAAAUUUAUCGCUCUGAUUGACAAAUUUCUUUUAUCCGCACUUUAUGUUACGGCUCGGGAUUGUGCCGUUAUCGCAGGUCAUGUUAUGUCCAUGUCGCCAGUUUUGGGUAACCUGACUCGUCUCAAAACCCGUUUCCUUUAGAAGGUCAUAGAAUCCCGCCGUAGUUGGGAUUCCCGUUUUAAUAUCGGGCUUCAUAAUGAUUGCCUCUCUGAAACAUUUUUCUGGAAAAACAAUAUCGUUAGUCUUAAUACGAGACCUAUUUUGCCUUAUAAUACUCCCCUUUUGUUUAGCUAUUCGGACGCUAGCAACGUCGCCUGCGAGGCUUUUGUUGUGGGCACUAAUGAGGUGUCCCAUCGUAUGUGGACUGCUUGAAGCAGCUAAGAGCUCUACCUGGAGAGAACUUAAGGCUAUACAAUUUGCCUUAAGUGCGUUCAAAGCCUCGGUUCGGGGUAAGUGUGUAAAGUGGUAUUCUGACAGCCAAGGGGCCGUUCGUGUUGUGGAGAUAGGGAGUCCUAGUGCAGAAUUGCAUUCUAUUGCGCUUGAUAUUUUCUAUUUUUGUCGAACUUACAAUAUUACACUUAUUCCCCAGUGGGUUCCCAGGGAACUUAAUGCUUGUGCUGAUGCGAUUAGCCACAUUGUAGACUUCGAUGACUGGUAUACAACCCCCGAGUUCUUCGCACACUUGGACCGCCGAAUGCUGCCAACGCCCAUCUUCCCAGAUUCAAUUCUAGGUUUCGCGUACCCGGCACUGAAGCUGUUGACGCU